GCCAAUCAGAUCGCGCUCCACUGCGCGCCCGUCGCUCUUCUCCCCAACACGCGACCGGCGCUGGCAGGGAAAAGGCAGUCUUUCUUCAGCGGCUCAUGGAUUUGGAACUGAGGAACGACCCGUCGCCCUCCGACCCUUACCAGGGCGGCAGGGUCUCGAAAAGGGAGGCCAAAUCGCCCAUAGCCCUCACCGUCAACAGCCAACUCCAGUUUUCUUCUGAUCAGAUCGCGUGUAUUUGCGAGGCUCUUCAGCAAGCUGGCGACACAAGCAAACUGACCAGUUUCCUGUGGUCACUUCCUCCAACCGAGCUCCUCCGCGGCCACGAGGCAGUGCUCCGAGCCAGGGCGUGCGUCGCCUUCCACAGGGAGGCUUUCCAGGAGCUCUACGCGGUGCUUGAAUCAUUCUCCUUCAGCACCAGAUACCAUGGCGAGCUGCAGCAGUUGUGGUUCAGGGCGCACUACAGAGAAGCGGAAAAGAUCCGAGGGCGGCCUCUCGGUGCUGUGGACAAGUAUCGGCUGCGUAAAAAAUUCCCUCUUCCUAAGACGAUUUGGGAUGGUGAAGAAACGGUUUACUGCUUCAAAGAACGGUCAAGGACUGCCCUGAAGGAGUGUUACAUGGGGAACAGGUACCCCACACCUGACGAGAAGAGAGCCCUGGCCAGAAGGACUGGACUCACCCUGACGCAGGUCAGCAACUGGUUUAAGAACAGGCGGCAGCGCGACCGGACGCCCCAAACGCCGCCGUCCCACCAUCCUGCUUCCAGAGGUGAUAUUCUUCCUGGUGAAGGUUUGCCGCACCUAGUUCAGCACUCAAGCGUCGCGGCGACGAUGGCCGCCGUCGCCGCCGACUUCCUUCACCACGAGUACGAACGCAUGAAAAGUGAAGUGAAAAACGAACCUGACUUGCCUUUUCCACUUUCCCACUUUCCUCCGCACCACUUCGACCUGCCGCUCUGACCCUGUGAGUAGUUUUUCUUGAAUCUCUUUGGAAUCACAACAGUCAGCAAAAAGUGCAUAGGUUCAAAUAUCAGCAUUUAUUAUACUUAAUAUUAUGUCUACGAAAAUUAUGAAAAGAAAAAUGGAAUUAUCUUCUGAUUGCUCUCAAAUUUGUCGUCAAUCUUUGAAGUAAUCAUUUGUGAGAUUAAUAUUGCAAAAUAAAUUUAAUGAUUAUCUUGUUU
This is a messenger RNA of Neocloeon triangulifer, 1177 nucleotides long. It is a transcript of the gene Six4, whose product is annotated as homeobox protein six1a. The record is from RefSeq and is a predicted model, not a curated record. Gene Ontology annotation, biological process: regulation of transcription by RNA polymerase II. Gene Ontology annotation, cellular component: transcription regulator complex; nucleus. NCBI's taxonomy places the organism in Eukaryota, Metazoa, Arthropoda, Insecta, Ephemeroptera, Baetidae. Bases 96 to 956 code for a protein of 286 amino acids. The transcript is spliced from 4 exons. Gene Ontology annotation, molecular function: DNA-binding transcription factor activity, RNA polymerase II-specific; RNA polymerase II cis-regulatory region sequence-specific DNA binding.